ACUGGUUUUGGCGGGUUCCUUCACUCUGUGUCGUUGCUGGUUCCUGUUGUUCGCUGACCUCAUUGGACAUGGUGGAAGGCCCAGGUUGUACCCUAAAUGGAGAGAAGAUCAGGAGCCGGGUGAAGCAAGGGCAGCGAGUAGUGGAGCUGAGAGGGAGCCUGAUCACUCAAAUUAAUGGAUCUGUUUCUUGUCAGAAUGGAAUCCUACUCCUCAAAGGAAAGGUUUACACUGAUGUGAAGACAUUGGGCAAGGAACUUUUCAUUUUCUUUGGCCUAACUACGCUAAGGAUACAUUUUGGUAUGCAUGGUUCAGUGUGUAUCAAUUCAUCUGGGAGAAGGCACAAGGAUGGAGCUGCAGCAGUUUUAGAAAUCCAGCUGACCAAUGAUUUGAUUUCCUUCUUUGACUCCACAGUGGAUGUCAGGAAUACAUCUGAGUGCGAACAGAAAUUAAAAUUGUUGGAAGAACUGGAUGUUUGUUCGGCUAGAUUCAGUCAUUCCCGAGCUGAGAAUGAGUUGAAGCAACAUGGUGCUCGCAUGAUCUGCGAUGUGCUGUUGGACCAGACUGUGUUUCCUGGAGUGGGAAAUAUCAUUAAAAAUGAAUCCAUGUUUGAUAGCAGCUUACAUCCUGCUGUGAAGAUUUGGCGCUUAUCAGCUGAACAAAUACACCAUGUUGUAAAAGUGACACAUGACUUCACAAUUCUGUUCUAUAAGUGUCGUAAGAUGGGGUCAGCUUUGUAUAAGCAUUACAAAGUAUACAAGCGUUCCUCCUGUGGACAGUGCAAUGGUAAAAUCACUGUCUGUCGUCUUGGGGAAAAUAAACGAAUGACGUAUUUCUGCCCGUGCUGUCAAAAGGAAGAUCCCGGUCAAAUUAACAUUAGUAAUUUGCCUAAACGGAAUAGCCUGAUGGGAUGGGCACAUGCCUUUAGACAUCAUUCUAAUGACAACGUUGCCAAAAAAGAGGAGGAAGAAUGGACCUGUUCACUUUGUACAUUAAUAAAUACACCAUUGUCCAAGUCAUGCAAUGCCUGCCUAACACCAAGGCCUGUGAAGGAAACCUCACCUAAGAUGUCUGACUUUGACACUGAUCUCAUAAAAUACCCAUGUAAUAGUUUUGGGAAGCCAAAGAUUGAGUGGAAACUGAAUCGAAAGACAGCAUUUGGUACAACAACCUUAGUUCUCACAUCGCUAAGGAGUCCUGGAGAAAGCCCGGAAGCCACUGCCUCAGUUGAUGACGAAAUGAAAAGGAAGACCCCAUUAUCACAUGGAAACGCUUCAUGCCAAGCUUUGUCUUUGAUUAAAAGCAGUUCUGCAAAUGCAAUGAGCUGGAGCCUCAAGAUGAAUGGCCCCUUUAAUAACUAUGCAAACCAAAUGGCCAGCAAUUCAAUAGCUACAACUAGUACAAACCAAAGUUUAUUUCAUCAACCUCCCAAAAGAAUUAAAACUGACCAUAAUUUGUCUUUUGAUUCCCAGACAACUGAUAAAAUUUCCGUUGCCAGGAGUGCUGUUAUUAUGAAUGAUGAUCCUGCAGUUGUAAAUCCUGAAACUCCACGUUGCAAAAAGCACAGUCGUCCCUGCGCAUUGAGACUGGUCAAGAAAGAAGGAGACAACAAAGGGAGGCAGUUCUAUGUGUGCUCCCUUCCUCGAGAAUCACAAUGUGACUACUUUCAAUGGGCUGACUUGCAUUUUCCAUUCUGCAAUCAUGGAAAGCGAUGCAUCAUGAGGACAGUGCUGAAACUUGGCCCCAAUAACGGACGUAACUUUUAUGUGUGCUCACAAGGAAUAGGAAAACAGUGUAAUUUCUUCCAAUGGGCUGAGAAUGGACCAAGCAUCAGGAUCAUGCCAGCCAGCUGAAACUCCACCAGUAUUGCUGAGGCAAGCAUUUUUGGAAUAGCGCUAGAAAAUGAAGACAUCUUUGAAUUACAAUUUUAAGUGUUUAUAAAAAACUAUAACUGUUUCUGAAAUCUUUAUUUUGAAUCAAGAUUAUAUUUAUUCCUCCCAUCAUUCCUAACUUUUCCCUUAGCGCUGACCAUG
This is a messenger RNA of Hemiscyllium ocellatum (epaulette shark), 2030 nucleotides long. It is a transcript of the gene neil3, whose product is annotated as nei-like DNA glycosylase 3. NCBI's taxonomy places the organism in Eukaryota, Metazoa, Chordata, Chondrichthyes, Orectolobiformes, Hemiscylliidae. The record is from RefSeq and is a predicted model, not a curated record. Bases 69 to 1850 code for a protein of 593 amino acids. Gene Ontology annotation, biological process: base-excision repair. The transcript is spliced from 10 exons. Gene Ontology annotation, molecular function: zinc ion binding; damaged DNA binding; DNA-(apurinic or apyrimidinic site) endonuclease activity. Gene Ontology annotation, cellular component: nucleus.